Messenger RNA from Clarias gariepinus (North African catfish), 2947 nucleotides. RefSeq names its product UDP-N-acetyl-alpha-D-galactosamine: polypeptide N-acetylgalactosaminyltransferase 7 (gene galnt7). The coding region runs from base 137 to 2089 and encodes 650 amino acids. The transcript is spliced from 12 exons. Gene Ontology annotation, cellular component: Golgi apparatus. Lineage: Eukaryota; Metazoa; Chordata; Actinopteri; Siluriformes; Clariidae. The record is from RefSeq and is a predicted model, not a curated record.
CUCUGUCUGUUCAUUGCGAUAGAGGCAAGAAUCAAGUCCAGUCCAGUCAGUUUCCAGGGCUAGCACUGAGCAUUAAGCUAGCUCUGGGCGCUGGAGGAGUUGGUUUAGUAUCGCGCCGACACCACUUGUUUCCACGAUGAGACUUAAAGUCGGGUUUAUCCUUCGCAGUUUGUUGGUAAUCGGCACGUUUUUGGGGCUGGUGCUGCUCUGGUCCUCUCUGUCCCCCAAACCGGGCGAUGAAACCCCUUUCGGCAGACACGAACCCCGAGACGCCCCGAAUCCCGUCCCGAAUCUUCCUAAUGACGUGGAAGAUAAGUUCAAAGCCGUGGUGCCUUGGCCUCAUGUGGAAGGCGUGGAGGUGGACCUAGAGGCCAUCAGGCAGAAAAAUGGAGGAGACAAUCUAAACCCGAAGUUCAAAGCCCAGGACCAGCAGAACAUCAUCCGGAAGCAGUACGUCACGUUCAAACCCCACACGAAUGUCUACUCGGAUCCGGUCCUGCGGAGAGGCUCCUUGGGCAACUUCGAGCCCAAAGAACCAGAACCUCCAGGGGUCCCCGGGGGGCCAGGAGAGGGGAGCAAGCCGUUUGUUCUGGGACCCGAGUAUAAAGAUUCGGUGCAGACCAGCAUCAAGGAGUUCGGGUUCAACAUGGUGGCCAGCGACAUGAUCUCACUGGACAGAAGCAUCGGUGACUUACGGCACGAAGAGUGUAAGUAUUGGCACUACGAUGAGAACCUGUUGACGUCGAGCGUGGUGAUCGUCUUCCAUAACGAGGGCUGGUCCACUCUGAUGCGGACGGUGCACAGCGUCAUCAAGAGGACGCCCCCCAGAUACCUCGCCGAGAUCGUGAUGAUCGACGACUUCAGCAACAAAGUUCACCUGAAGGAGAAGUUGGAGGAAUACAUUAAGCAGUGGAACGGUUUGGUCAAGCUUUUCCGCAACGAGAAGAGAGAAGGGCUGAUCCAGGCUAGGAGUAUAGGAGCACGCAAAGCCACUCUGGGACAGGUUUUAAUCUACCUGGAUGCUCAUUGUGAAGUGGGGAUAAACUGGUACGCUCCACUGGUGGCCCCCAUAUCCAAAGACCGAACGGUUUGCACGGUGCCUCUGAUAGAUUACAUAGACGGCAAUGAUUAUACGAUAGAGCCUCAGCAGGGAGGUGACGAGGACGGCCUGGCUCGAGGAGCCUGGGACUGGAGUCUGCUCUGGAAGAGAGUUCCACUCAGCAGCAGGGAGAAGAAGAAGAGAAAGCAAAAGACUGAGCCUUAUCGGUCUCCUGCGAUGGCUGGUGGGCUGUUUGCUAUCGAGCGAGAGUUCUUCUUCGAGCUGGGCCUCUAUGACCCCGGUCUCCAGAUCUGGGGUGGAGAGAAUUUCGAGAUAUCUUACAAGAUCUGGCAGUGUGGAGGACAGCUUCUGUUCACUCCUUGCUCCCGUGUGGGACACAUCUACCGUCUGAAGGGGUGGGCCGGAAACCCGCCCCCUGCUCAUGUAGGCUCCUCCCCCACGCUUAAGAACUACGUGCGGGUGGUGGAGGUAUGGUGGGACGAGUAUAAGGAUUAUUUCUACGCCAGCCGACCCGAGACCCUUACCCUGGCUUACGGAGAUAUCAGCCCCCUAAAGAAGUUCAGAGAAGAGCAUCGCUGCAAGAGCUUCAAGUGGUUCAUGGAGGAGAUCGCCUACGACAUCCCCAUCCACUACCCACUGCCUCCCAAAAACGUGGAGUGGGGCGAGAUCCGUGGAUAUGAGACAAGUUACUGCAUCGACAGCAUGGGACACACCAACGGGGGGAAUGUGGAGAUCGGACCGUGCCACAGGAUGGGCGGGAAUCAGCUCUUCCGCAUUAAUGAAGCCAAUCAGCUGAUGCAGUACGACCAGUGCCUGACGAAGGGCACGGACAACAGCGUCAUCAUCACACACUGCAACCUGAAGGAGUUCACCGAGUGGAAAUACUUUAAGGACCUGCACCGGUUCACGCACAUACCCACAGGAAAAUGCUUAGACCGCUCGGACGUUCUGCACACAGUCUUCCUCUCCGACUGCGAUAACAGCAAGAGCACGCAGAAAUGGGAGAUGAACAACAUCAUGGCGGUGUAAAGCCGACGCCAAGGCCGACGUUGCACAAACAGAACUCAAACCUCACCCAGCUUCUCCUGCACCAGGGGUCGGGAGUGUAAAUACAGCUGACUGAAAAAAAAAAAGAAAUUUCAUAUUUUUACGUCAUCUCCAGUAACGAGGCCAUGUCACGAUAUCGCCAUCUUUAUUUUUAUAUGUAGAUGUUUUACUCCAUGGUGGAUGAUGUUUACAGGUGUUUAAUCUUCAGUGUUGUAGGAAGACGCACAUGUGUGAAGAUGAGCGAUCUAAUACCACUGAUUUUAACUCUUCACGGCUCGCCUCUUGACUUCCCUCCUAGUGGGAGGUUUUUUUAACACGACACUGGGAUUUAUUUUUCUUCUUCUUUCAGAAAACUUGUCACUCCAAUAUUCUGCUUUUUUUUUUUUUUUUUUUUUUUAGCACAAUUUUAAAUUUGACAAGCUGCUUUCUUUUCUUUCAUUUUAAGGGGGAUUUUGGGAUGAUGAAUAUAACCUGGAAAGGGCUUACGAGGCAGAGGGUAAUCAUGGAAAUAAGAGGAUAUAUUUAUUAUUAUUUUUUAUCACGCUAUGUUGAUGUCUGCUUUGAAUCAGGAAUGUUUAAUGCUAUUUAUGUACGUGAAAUCUUUCUGAUUUAAACUUGAGGAGAAUCACUGGAUGAGCACUGUCGAUGGUGAAAGGCAUGGCGUCAGCUAAACAAAAAAAGAAAAACACCGUGUAUGCUAUUUUUUUGUACAAUGUAAAUACGAGCGUUUCUAAAUUAACAUUUUGAGAUGCAGUGAGCCUCGGAAUGAAGGUGUAAAUAUCUAACUUGUUAAAUUAUCACCACUGUUUUCUCAAAAGAAUAAAUUGAGCGUUUUUACCA